Molecule: messenger RNA, 2393 nt
Organism: Cottoperca gobio
Lineage: Eukaryota; Metazoa; Chordata; Actinopteri; Perciformes; Bovichtidae
Gene: egfl6
Product: EGF-like-domain, multiple 6
Exons: 13
Coding region: 263-1891 (542 amino acids)
Cellular component (GO): membrane
Molecular function (GO): calcium ion binding
Source: RefSeq, a predicted model, not a curated record
AAAAAGGAGCAAAUUAUGGGACAUAGAGUCUAGCUGCAGCGUUAUAGAGAGUGAGAGAUUUUUCCCCCCCUGGAGGAGACCUCUACUUUAGGCUCUGGAAAUACAUGAAAUCCGGCGUGCCUUGUGUAAAGGCUCAACUAAGACCUGUUCCUGUCUAAGCAUUUUAAUGAGCGUAAGCCCUCAGGAGGAAUAGUCAGAACUCACAGAAACUAAAGUCAGCCCUGUGGGAAACAAAGCUCUCCGGCUGCUCACGGUCACAGACAUGCAGCCGUUCACCUUGGUUGGUGCUCUUUUCCUUCUGCUUCACAUCUCCUCUGGUAGUGCAGAAGCCCAUAGGCACUACAGACAAGUCCUUACUGGAAACCAACCAGGUGUGUGUCGCUAUGGCAGGAGGCUGGAGUGUUGCUACGGCUGGAAGAAAAACAGUAAAGGACAGUGUGAGGCUCAAUGUGACCACGGCUGCAAGCACGGAGAAUGUGUUGGCCCCAACAAAUGCAAGUGUUUCCCAGGAUACACCGGCAAGACGUGUAAUCAAGAUCUGAAUGAGUGUGGCCUGAAACCUCGUCCCUGUGAGCAUCGCUGCAUGAACACCUACGGAAGUUACAAGUGCUACUGUCUCAAUGGUUACACCGUAAUGCCUGAUGGAUCUUGUGCAAACUCCAGAACAUGCUCUAUUGCUCACUGUCAAUACGGUUGUGAGGAAGUUCUCGGGGAGAUUCGCUGCCUUUGCCCAUCUGCGGGGCUGCAGCUGGGGCAAGAUGGGAGGACUUGUGUAGAUAUUGAUGAAUGUGUAACUGGGAGGAACCUCUGCCCAUACAACAGACAAUGUGUGAACACUUUUGGAAGCUACUUCUGCAAGUGCCAGGAUGGCUACGACCUGAAAUAUGUUGACGGCAAAUAUGACUGUGUAGACCUUGAUGAGUGUGCAGCCGGCACCCACAAGUGCAGCCACCAUGCUGUCUGUGUGAACACUCAAGGAUACUACAAGUGCAGGUGCAAGUCUGGCUUCAGAGGCAAUGGCUUUGAAUGCUCUGUCAAGCCGUUUUAUCAGAGGUCGUGGGAUGGAGACAAAGGCAGCGCAGAUGAUUUCCUAAAUGCCAUCCCAGACUCCCAAGUGAGGCCCGGGAUUCUGGGAGGCACGCUGGACAAGGAGGACAUCAAAAAUCUUAUCCCUGAACCAGUCGCGACGGCACCUUCUAGGAUCCGCCAACAGCCUUUUGACUAUGAUGAAGAGGACUAUGUUGGCCCGCUCACUGAGCAAAGACAGGUAGAUGAAUUUCCUGUGGAAGAAGAGGAAAAGGAGGAGGAGGAAGAUGAAGACAACCAGCUCAAUCCAAGAGGAGACGUUUUCAUAUCAGAGGACUUUGAGUCAUUGUUCGGCCCGGCCACAGAAGUCAAAGAAUUAUCAAUAGCACCAGUUCAGGAAGAGUUCAUCAUGGAUUGCAACUUUGAUCAGGGAGCAUGUGAGUGGGUCCAAGACAAGGAUGAUGACAUGGACUGGAGUGUAGCCUACCAUAAAGGCACUGAGUACUACAUGGCUAUGAGUGGGCUCCUAGGGGAGCCGGAGGAUAUAGCCAAGCUGAAGCUGCUUCUCAGUGACCGCGCCCAGCAGGGCAGCUUCUGCCUCACCUUUGACUACCGCGUGGUGGGCCAAAAUGUGGGAACUCUUAAGGUGCUGCUGGAUAACAAUGCUUACCCAGUAUGGGAGCAGAGCCGAAGCAGAGACCAGGGCUGGCAGACAGAGCUCCUCACUGUGGCCUGGAAAGAGGAGGCACCAGAAUCGAUUGUCUUUGAAGCUCAGCAUGGGAAGGAUGUUGGAGGAGAGAUUGGGCUGGAAAAUGUUGUGCUGACCUCAGGGCCCUGUCAAGAGGAUGUCAGUCCAUUUGUUUAGGAAUCUCCACCCCGGAUUUACAAUUCGAAAAUCAGCUCUAACUGACACGUUAAAGAUUCCUGUUUCCUGUCUGUAUUAUGGUCUGGAGUUUCUCAAUGUUUUCUAAUGGCUUUGCCACAAGACAUCAACAUGAAGAUACAGAAACAUGGUCUCAAGGGAAGAUUAUGUACUAUCAGUGCAUGCAUGUUUACUUUAAUGUUUACAUGCUGCUACAUCAAUACAUCCUGCUUGAUUCUCUAUCGUGAUUUUCAAAAAGGUCUCUUACGAUACAGAGAACUCAGAUCUGAGGAAUACGUGGAAAUGUCUGUUAAGUUAGAUGUAACAGUAUUGUGCUUAGUCCUUUGUCAUGUAUGUGAUUGCCGAAGUUAACAGAAAAUAAUCUAUGACAUGUAAUGUGAAUUCUUAAGUGAAUUAUAUCUGAAAUUCAAUCUUAGAUUAAUAACUUUCUUGAAGUCUGGUUAGUUUAAAUGAUAAAAAGAAUCCGUGCAUAACUGCUGUAAAU